Aspergillus welwitschiae is the source of this 171-nucleotide messenger RNA. RefSeq lists its product as uncharacterized. Lineage: Eukaryota; Fungi; Ascomycota; Eurotiomycetes; Eurotiales; Aspergillaceae. The record is from RefSeq and is a predicted model, not a curated record. Bases 1 to 171 code for a protein of 56 amino acids. The transcript has a single exon.
AUGUAUGACAAUUGUGGCAAUUACGCAUAUACUGGCUACUAUACCGACAGCGGACACGGCAUUUGUCUUUGGUGGAAGCCAGAGCUGAUAUGGGCUCAGGUCGUGGAACAGGAAAGUCAUCAGGAACUGCUGCGGGAUAACGAGAUGUGUUUGGCAGACGUUGAGUAUUGA